AUGGCAAAAGAAUGUAUUGAAUGUAAGGAUGGCAUUUUUAAUGCUGAUGAAACAGGAGUUUUCUUUAAAUGUUUACCCAACAAAACACUAGCAUUUAAAGGACAAAAAUGCCAUGGUGGCAAAAACAGCAAGGUACGAAUUACAGUUAUGGUUGGAAGUAAUAUGAGUGGGACUGAAAAGCUUAGGUUGCUAAUCAUUGUGGACUAUGAGUUUAAUAAAAAAGCAUGGAUGAUAAGUGAGAUUUACGAAAAAUGGCUAUUAAAGCUUGAUAAGAAAUUUGCAGCCCAAAGAAGAAAAGUUUUACUAUUCGUUGAUAAUUGUCCUGCACAUCCCAAGUCUGUUGAAUCUAAGUUAAAAAAUAUUAAACUUGAAUAUUUUCCGCCUAACCUUACGUCAAUCUUACAACCCAUGGAUCAAGGAAUUAUAAAAAAUUUGAAGCAACAUUAUAGGAAGCGGAUUGUUAUGAAAGUUUUAGCCCAUAUGGAAGUGGCAACUCCUACAACUGUGACGUUACUUGACGCAAUUCAAGAUCUUAAUAAAACGUGGACUCUGGACGUAAAAGAACAAACCAUUGCUAAUUGCUUUAGAAAAGCAGGAUUUGUUAAAGAUAAAGUUCAACAAGAUGCUGAUAACUGGGACGAGGAUGACCUUGUUCCAUUAUCUGAAUUAAAAACCCUGUGGACCUCAUACAGAAGGGCUAUAAACAUGAGUGAUGUUUCAUUUGAAGACUAUGUGACGACUGAUGAUAAUGUACAAACAACAGGUUCUCCAACUGAUGAAGAGAUCCUAGAAAGCGUAAUAGAAAAUCUUGUUCCAAAUAAAAAAGACCCUGAAGAAAAUGAAGAUGAUGGCCAAAGCGAAGGUGAGACUAUUCCGACACCUACAAUUGACGAGACGAUUUCUGCUAUUGAAAAGAUAAGAUGUUUUAUUUUAUCCAGAGAAAAUAUUCCAUAUGAAAUACACAAUUCUUUAAAUUUAUUAGAAGAAUUUAUAGAUAAGGAAAAAUGGACCAAUUUCACAAAAAAAAAUAACUGA
Messenger RNA from Anthonomus grandis grandis, 1035 nucleotides. RefSeq names its product tigger transposable element-derived protein 4-like. The transcript is spliced from 3 exons. Gene Ontology annotation, molecular function: DNA binding. Lineage: Eukaryota; Metazoa; Arthropoda; Insecta; Coleoptera; Curculionidae. The record is from RefSeq and is a predicted model, not a curated record. Gene Ontology annotation, cellular component: nucleus. The coding region runs from base 1 to 1035 and encodes 344 amino acids.